Molecule: messenger RNA, 2244 nt
Organism: Drosophila nasuta
Lineage: Eukaryota; Metazoa; Arthropoda; Insecta; Diptera; Drosophilidae
Gene: Spindly
Product: spindle apparatus coiled-coil protein 1 spindly
Exons: 6
Coding region: 77-2224 (715 amino acids)
Source: RefSeq, a predicted model, not a curated record
ACUUUUGCACACUUUUUUCAAAAAUUUUCUGACGCCCAUGAUCAACGAGCAAGCCGCAAUUUGUGUGUGACGAAAAAUGUAUAAAAACUUGGAUUUGGGUGCGUUAAGCGUAGACGAUAUAAUUGAAGAAUAUAAAUUACUACACGGACGACAUGAGCAGCUGAAGGAACGGUGUGAUGCCGAUGCACAGCGCAUUCAUGAACUCAAACGCAGUCUGGAUACUUCGUUGGCGGCCGAAAAGUAUCUGACUCAGGAGCUAGAGCAAUACAAUCAACAAGCGCAGGUCGCUUGUCCCGAUAACGAGUUGCGACUACAACAGGAACUGGACGAACUGCGUCGCAAAUAUCGCAAUCUGCAAAUGGAGCACGAGACUCUGCAGCAGGAUCACGAUGCCAAGACCGAAGAGACGGAGUGCCUCAAGAGCAAACUGGAAGCCACAGUACGGGAUCUUGAAUCAAGCACAGCACUCAAAGCCAACAGUGCAGACGAUGAGAUUGUCAAUCGCUUGACUGCCAUGGAACAAGAAAAUGCUGAGCUAAUUCAAAAGUUGGCGGAAUACGAGGAUGUCAAAGUACAAAACACUUUCGCUGUAGCCGAGCAAGAAAAAACCAUAGAAAUACUGAAGGAUCAGCUGAGCUGCAUGGAGGAGAAUUUGCGUGGCAAACGCGAUGAGCUAGAGGAGAAGCUGCAGCUGUUGGAGAGCUCACAGGAGCAGUUGGUUGAAGCGAAUGCCAAGAUAGCCAUGCUGUCCAGUGCGCCCGAACAGAAUGAUCGCAAGGGCAACUCUUUGUUCGCCGAGGUCGAUGAUCAGCGACAGGCGAUGAAGCACCUGCUGGCGAGCCAAAAGAAAAGCUAUUUGGACAUGAAGAAGAUAUUUAAUGACAGCAAAUACGAAAUACAUCGUUUGAAGCGCGAGAACAUUGCAAUGCACACAGAACUUCAGGCGUGCAGCACCAUCUUCUGUAGCGCAGAUAAAACCUAUCAAAAUAAACUGAAUGAACGCAUUCGCCAGCUGAUGGCGCAAAACGUGAAGUUGGAGCGUAAUUUGAAUGUGUCACAGGAGCGAUUGCGUGAUUUAGCCAGCCAAAAGUCCGUCACUUGGCUGGAUUCAAUGCUGGAUUUCUGCAAACGAGAAACUGACGAUCUGAAGACCCAGCUGCAUAGCAUGCACAUCCAGAAGGCCACAAUCGAGGAGCAGCUGCGAAAUGUGCAGCAGGAAAUGGUGCGUUGGCGCUUUGAGUCGCUUAAAUCGCGUUGUGUGCUCAUCGAUCGCGAAAAUCUGCUAACGGAGCACAAGAUUGCCUUCAAACAAGUAAAAGCCAUGGAGUUUGAUAUCAAGGAGGCGGAAUUAAAGGCUGCAUUACCUCGUAUUGUUAGUGCGCUGCCUACAGCUACUUCGAGUCCUUUAAUUGCGACAACAUCUACCGAAGUCAUUUCUUUGAUAACGCCACUCAAAACGUCUUUAUCCACUACAACUGAAGUGAUUAAUUUGGAUACGCCACUGAAAAUUGAACCAAAAGAGGCAACUCCAAUUACGCCUAAAGAAGUGAAACAGGAAUUGUCCUCAAGCGGAGAUCAAGCUACAAUUGUGGAACAGCAGAUGCAGUACAAAAUGGAGCCAGCGGAGCCGACAGCUGUUGAGCAGCUUCCAAUAGUUGCGAAGUCGCGCUUGGGACUCAUCAAAGUUAAAGCUGAUCGCGAGCUGCUGUCCGAGGAACAGAAUCAGGAGCAGACAGCUGAACUGCUUGUGCCCGCUAAACCCAAUCGCAAGGGAACACCCAUCAAAUUUACGCAGAUCAAAGCAGAAUUAUCAGAGGAUGAGGAGCCCUUAAAUUCACCAGCUAGACCAAACCGCAAGGGCACGCCCGUUAAAAUCAAAGAAGACGUUCAAUUUGAAAGCAAACCAUUGCGGAAGACAACUCCAGGGAGCAUGAAAAUUAGCUCAGCGGAAAAGUCGCCUAUACAGGAGGUCACCAACAACAAUGUGCGUUCUAUAAUGUCCAAGAAGCGCGAUUUAUUUUCUGAGGAUAAUCAAAAGAAUGUGCAGUUCAGCAGUAGUGAUCCCAUAGUGCACAAUCUGAGUCCGGAUAUCUGUAGUCCGGUUGAGAGUCGCAAGGAGAACGAACAACCUGCUGGUAAGGACGUUAAAUCCCUGAAGAAAUCUCAAAAUAUUAUUCGUCGCAUUGUUGUCGCGCCCAAAAACUCGGGUUUGUCCCUAAAAUGAUGUUUCAUGUUGAAUACUGU